UCAGUACUGCCCUUGACUUACACAUGUGAGCUCCUUAGCUUCUCUUAUAGUGAUGUUGAGCCGCUAGCUAAACAAGCUAACAGCCUCAAACGCGUCGGAUAUCUACUUAUUUGGUAAAAAAGCUGCCUAUUAGUCAUUAGUAGUAUUGUUUCUUUCAGCUCAAAAUGUCUUGUAAAUCGCUAGCACAUUUACUGCGGCGCUGUGUAGCAGUGAGACAGCUAACGCUACCGGCAGCCACUCAAGCCAGAGGCAGCGGCUUGUUUUCGGGCUGGCUCGUUCAACACAGGCCGAGGACUUCGUGGACGCUCCAGGCCGCAGUGACAAGCAGCCAGCACCGCUUCCUCUGCAGCAAGGGAGCCUCUUGUGAAGAUGAAUACCCACCGCUGCCGGCCUAUGAGACCCAUUCAGAGUCCAAGGACGUGUACCUGGUGCAGCUGAAAGGUCUCCCCUGGUCGUGCACGUGUGAGAAUAUCCUGCAGUUCUUCUCAGAUUGUAGGAUUAAUGGCGGAGAGAAGGGGAUCCACCUGGAAUUGGACAGGCACGGCAGAGCUUCAGGACGAGCCUUCAUCGAGUUGGAGCACGAGGAGGACGUCUGCAAAGCUCUGGAGAAGCACCGGCAUUACCUGGGCCCGAGAUACAUCGAAGUGUACGAAGUGACGAACACCGAUGCCGAAGCCGUCCUGAAGGAGGUCAUCCAAAAGCAAGCUAACCCGCCUCCAGCAGAUGACGGGGUGGUGAGGAUCAGAGGGCUCCCUUACAGCUGCACCAAGGAAGACAUCGCUGACUUCUUUUCGGGUUUAAAUAUAGCGGAGAACGGGAUCACCAUCGUCACAGACUUCAAAGGAAGAAAUUCGGGGAAUGCCUUCGUCCAGUUUGCCUCUCAGGAAGAUGCUGAUAAAGCUCUGCUGAAGGACAGGGAGAACAUGGGAAACAGAUACAUCGAGGUGUUUCCCAGCAGAAGAGACGAUAUUCAUUCUACUUGGAAGAGGAAGAUGAGUCCAGAUCCUUCUCAGAGCGGAUUUGUUUCUUCCCCACAGGCCGGUCACAGAAAUGUUCUCCCUCAGAGAUUGUCCAUGAACCAUUACGUCCAUAUGAGAGGACUUCCUUACCAGGUUACUGCAGAUGAGAUUGUGAUGUUCUUCUCUCCCUUAUCCUUGUCUAAGAUUGUGUUCAAUUUCAACAAUCACGGGAGGCUGAACGGAGAGGCAGACGUUUACUUCCACUCUAACCAGGAUGCCAUAGCUGCCAUGUCCAGAGACAAAAUGAACAUAGGUCAAAGAUACAUCGAGUUAUUCCUGAACUCCCCUCGAGACUCUGAUGAAAGGUGAAAACAACCAAAUCGGAUGCAGAGGAUUGUACGACUGUAAGAUCAGUGAAUUUACAUCGAGUUAUAAGAAGACUAAAUUCUGCUAAAAGACGGUUUAGUUAGAGUCUUGAAUCAUUAUCAUCAGUGAACUACAUAAGUUGUAAUUACACCAAAGCAGCUGGGAAUUUUGUGCUUUUAAAGAACAAAGAAUAACACUGCGUUUUGUGUGCUGCUUUUAGUUUGUGGAGACAGAAAAGUCUGAAUUGCACACACUUUUUUUUUUUCUCCUCUGCAGGUGAAGGCUAAUGCACAGAUGGGAUAUUUAUUUUACAUCUUGAUGUGGACAAAUAAUCAAACCAUUAAAGAAAUAAACAUUCCUGGUGUCAAAAGAGAAA
Molecule: messenger RNA, 1701 nt
Organism: Mugil cephalus (flathead mullet)
Lineage: Eukaryota; Metazoa; Chordata; Actinopteri; Mugiliformes; Mugilidae
Gene: grsf1
Product: G-rich RNA sequence binding factor 1
Exons: 9
Coding region: 165-1328 (387 amino acids)
Biological process (GO): regulation of RNA splicing
Cellular component (GO): ribonucleoprotein complex; nucleoplasm
Molecular function (GO): RNA binding
Source: RefSeq, a predicted model, not a curated record